AUGACUCGUUUCUGGAAGCGUGCUGGUAUCAAAGAAGAACAAGAUGGUAUUACCGUCGUAUUAGAUCAACGUAACUUGCGUACACCUAGUAAACAUAUUGUCAAGUUUCCUACCGAGAAAAGAGAAUUGGCCUUGAUGACAGCUGCUGAAUGGGAUGCACAAACAAAGAACUUAAAGGCACACACAUUGCCCUUGACUUCUAUUGUGGCUCGUUCCUUUGAUGCUUUCGAUCCAGCACUCACAGAAGAUCCAACUGUUCGACCUGCUGUGAUUGACAAACUAUUCACAUAUUUCGAUACAGAUUCUAUUUGCUAUCAUGAAGAUUUCCCUGAAGUCUUGACUGAGCUUCAAGAUAAAUACUGGACACCUAUUAUUGAUUGGAUCCAAAAGACAUACGACGUCAAGAUCAACACAACAAAAGAUAUCUUUGCAGUUACUCAACCAGAAGAAACCAAGGCUAAAUUAAGAACCAUCAUUGAAAAGAUGGAUGCUUUAGAAUUAGCAGCUUUUGAAAAGGCUGUGAUGAGCUCAAAGAGCUUCUUGAUUGGCUUUGCUCUUGUACAUAAUGGUAUCACAGUUGAACAAGCAGCUCAAGCAGCUCACGUAGAAAUGAAUGCUCAAAUGGACCGAUGGGGAGAAGUAGAAGACAGCCAUGAUGUAGAAAGAGAAUAUAUUAGACAAACAUUGGGUUCAGUGGCAAUUGCUGUGAUGCAUAAAUAUCAAUAA
Gilbertella persicaria is the source of this 726-nucleotide messenger RNA. RefSeq lists its product as uncharacterized. The transcript is spliced from 3 exons. NCBI's taxonomy places the organism in Eukaryota, Fungi, Mucoromycota, Mucoromycetes, Mucorales, Choanephoraceae. The record is from RefSeq and is a predicted model, not a curated record. Gene Ontology annotation, biological process: mitochondrial proton-transporting ATP synthase complex assembly. Gene Ontology annotation, cellular component: mitochondrion. Bases 1 to 726 code for a protein of 241 amino acids.